UUAGUUAGUCUUUAGCUUUUACAAAGCGCGGAUCGUUGGCAAGGGACUGAAAAUUAAUUUUCAAUAUUUUUAAAAAUUGACAUAUGUAUAUACAUACAUAACAUAGUGUGGAAGAACUUAUCCAAAGCGGGAUUAAAUCAAUUGUAAAUUUUAGAAAGUAUAUUUAAAACAAAUUUGGGAAAUUAUUAUCGCUUGAAGUACAUACUUUUUGGCGUUUUCGACAUGAUGAAUAAUAAUUAUGAAUAUAGGUAUCCUUACCAGCCCACUAGACAAGAAUUUGCUGCUACUCUGGUGCCACCUGUUUGCUAUAUAGAUCUUACCGAUGAUGUACCACUGGAAUAUUCCCUAAAUUCAACGCCAUCUCAACUGCCAAUGGUAAAUCCAAUUAAUUCAUCCUUAAAUGGCCAAUUUAACUUUCAACAAAGUCCAUAUAUCGUUAAUGAAAACAGAACUCUAUCAAACUUGAAUGGAUUCCAAACAAAUAUUCCAAAUGUAAAUCAAAUUGAUGUUAAUUCUGGCUUAACUCAUGAUAAUGGAUCAUUAACCAAUCUGCUUAAACAUCCUAUAGAUUUUCUUGAUGAUGACAAUGUUUUUUCAAUUUUGGGCGAAUUGAAUUCAAAAUUUCCAAAUUCAAGAUCUUCAGGAAUAACAACUCAAACUCCAAGUGAUUCAAGCACAAUUCAUUUACAAAGAGAUUAUAAUGAAAUAAGAAUGAAAAUAAUGAAUUUAUUAAUUGACCUAAAAUCAACUAUAAACGGACAAAAGAAAACUAUUGCCGAACUUAAAGCUCACGUGGUCAAUGAAAAACAAUUAUCCAUAUUUCGGGCUGAAGAGCAAAAACAACGAAGUGACAAACAACAUCAAGCAUUUGUCUGUAAGAUCAAUGAGUUUGAUAAAAAAAUAAACCAAAUGCAGAUUUUGAUAAUUGAGAAUAAUAAUAGAAAAUAUGCCCAAUUGGAAAGUCUUCUGGAAGAGGUGAAAAGUCAAAGAAAUGGCACCACCCAUGCGUUAAACCAAUCGGGUAAUCCCUUCACAAACUGGAAAUGUUCGAUAUGUUGGGAUUCAGAAGCAUCAAUAGAACAUCAUCCAAUCGUAGCACUAUCAUGUGGUCAUAUUUUUCACAAUAAUUGCAUACAAAGAGCACGACAGGAUUCCCAUCAAUGUCCUUUAUGUAAACAACCGUUUAAUUUAUUAACAAAAUUAUUUGUUGGCUAGAAAACAAUUCAGUGUAAAAAAAAUGUUGUUUGUAAAUAUUUAAGAAAUAAAUACUCAUUACAUUAU
Messenger RNA from Drosophila willistoni, 1281 nucleotides. Its product is annotated as E3 ubiquitin-protein ligase rnf8-A-like. The record is from RefSeq and is a predicted model, not a curated record. NCBI's taxonomy places the organism in Eukaryota, Metazoa, Arthropoda, Insecta, Diptera, Drosophilidae. The coding region runs from base 223 to 1215 and encodes 330 amino acids. The transcript has 5 exons.